Molecule: messenger RNA, 1749 nt
Organism: Amaranthus tricolor (Joseph's coat)
Lineage: Eukaryota; Viridiplantae; Streptophyta; Magnoliopsida; Caryophyllales; Amaranthaceae
Product: type I inositol polyphosphate 5-phosphatase 5
Exons: 6
Coding region: 44-1483 (479 amino acids)
Biological process (GO): phosphatidylinositol dephosphorylation
Molecular function (GO): phosphatidylinositol-3,4,5-trisphosphate 5-phosphatase activity; inositol-polyphosphate 5-phosphatase activity; phosphatidylinositol-4,5-bisphosphate 5-phosphatase activity
Source: RefSeq, a predicted model, not a curated record
UUAAAAAAUUGAUUUUGAUUUCCUUGUAUAAAUAGUUUUACUUAUGUGGUGUUUUAAUAUUUGUCCUGAAUUCCCAGAAAGAUCACAACAAAAUUCGCAUCUUGAAGGGUUGGAUUUAUCAAACUUUGAUUUAUCUUUAGCAUCAUGUACUCCUGUUAUGGAAUCCUUAGAUUACAGGAUAUUUGUUGGAACUUGGAAUGUAGGUGGCAGAACUCCAACUAAUGAACUUAAUCUUGAUGAUUUCUUGCAUGUUGAAGGCUCUUCGGAUAUCUAUGUAGUCGGGUUUCAAGAAAUAGUUCCAUUAAACGCAGGGAAUGUUUUGGUAAUAGAGGAUAAUGAACCAGCAGCAAGAUGGUUAUCAUUAAUAAACCAAGCACUAAACAGGAAAACCCAUGAAUCCUACACCAGUUGUGAAUCAAGCCCAAAUAUAGCAAAAACCUCUAAGGACUUGAAAUCUAACUUGUUUCAAAAACCAAAUUUAAAAGUUGUAAGUAAGAAUUUGAGAGUGGAUAGUAGUCUUGUUAAGACUUGUAAUUGUUGUUUAGAUUCAUUAAUUCCAGAAAAGCGUAGACCAAGACGUAUUCAUGACAAUCCGUUUCAACAUCGUUACACUAGCAGCAUUGAAGAAUUCUUGUCCAUUGUACCUGAAACUCCUGCUUAUCCUGGUCUUGCUGAAUAUCGUCUCCUUUCCAGCAAGCAGAUGGUUGGCCUUUUUCUUUCUGUUUGGGCUCGUAAAGAAUUGAUUCCUUAUAUUGGACAUGUUAGAGUCUCUUCCAUGGGUACCGGCAUCAUGGGUUGUCUUGGAAACAAGGGAUGUAUAUCAAUUAGCAUGACACUCCACAAAACAAGCUUGUGUUUUGUAUGUUCACACUUGGCUUCAGGACAAAAGGAAGGAGAUGAGCUUAAGAGGAAUGCAGAUGUAGCAGAGAUAUUAAAAGGCAUGCAAUUCCCAAAGAUAUGCAAAAAUUCUGAAAAAAAGGCACCUGAAAGGAUCACUGAUCAUGAUCGAAUCCUUUGGUUUGGAGAUCUUAACUAUCGCGUAUCUUUGCCUUAUGAGGAAGCUCGGCUUCUUUUAGAGGAAAAUGAUUGGAAUACUCUCUUAGAGAAAGAUCAGCUGAAGCUAGAGCGAGAAUCAGGAAGGGUGUUUACAGGAUGGAAAGAAGGAAAAGUGAUGUUUGCACCAACUUAUAAGUACACACAAAAUUCAGACAUGUACGCAGGAGAGACAGCUAAAAACAAGAAGAAAAGGCGUACACCAGCAUGGUGUGACAGGAUAUUAUGGCAUGGACAUGGAAUUGAACAAUUACAUUACGGUAGAGGAGAAUCAAGGUUCUCUGAUCAUCGCCCUGUUUGUGCUAUUUUCUCUGUUGAUGUUGAAGUCAGACGUAAAAUAAGCUCAAAGUUUAGGAAAGGCUUUUCCUGCACUGGAACAAGAUUAGGUUAUGACUGUAUUCCUCAAAGGCAUAGUUUUUAUGACUUCUGACUUUCUCACUUCUUACCUUUCAAAAAGAAAAAAAAACUAAAAAAAAAAUUCUGUAAAAUUCAUGAGGUGUUUUUUAGUGUGUAUAAGGAAAAUUCACAAUAUAUAAAGUAUACAAGUAACAAUAUAUAAGCAGUGUUGAUAAAUAUAGGGGUACAUAAGUUUUAUUCAAAAUGUACACAACAGAAUUCUGGUUAUGUAGAAGAGAAUGGGUGUCAUACUAGUUGUACUCUGCAAACUUUUAUUGGUGUAGGCACUACAAAUUUAGU